Molecule: messenger RNA, 1488 nt
Organism: Daldinia decipiens
Lineage: Eukaryota; Fungi; Ascomycota; Sordariomycetes; Xylariales; Hypoxylaceae
Product: NAD(P)-binding protein
Exons: 3
Coding region: 1-1488 (495 amino acids)
Biological process (GO): ergosterol biosynthetic process
Cellular component (GO): endoplasmic reticulum
Molecular function (GO): 3-beta-hydroxy-Delta5-steroid dehydrogenase (NAD+) activity; 3-beta-hydroxysteroid dehydrogenase [NAD(P)+]/C4-decarboxylase activity
Source: RefSeq, a predicted model, not a curated record
AUGUUCGAAAUAGCCGGAUGGGCAUAUAGGGUUCUCUGGUUUGUAUUGGUGGUCCUCGUAUUAUACCUAUUCCGGGUCAACCAGCUUCUAAGUCAGACACCAGAUGAGGUCCGGCAACUGUCGGGUUCACGCUGGACGACAGAUCAGCUGAACGAGACCUAUAGGCAAUUGCAAGAGAAGCCAAUAGACUUUACUAAUAAACUUCCGCCAAAACUAGAGCGUCGCUAUGUUGUGACGGGAGGUUCGGGGCUUGUGGGUGGUUUCAUCGUGCUUCAGCUUCUAGCUCGUGGUAACCUACCGGAGAGCAUUCGAAUUAUUGAUAUUCGGAAGACCGAGCGCAAUGAUAUGCGCUCCGGACCGGCUACAGAGGUCGAAUUUGUACAGACAGACAUCACAUCAUCCGAUUCCGUCGAUGCUGCUUUUGCGCGUCCGUGGGAUCCUAGCGUUGCUCAUCUACCGCUGACAGUGUUCCACACUGCGGCGGUGAUUCUAGCUUCCGAACGGUCUAAAUUUCAUUACGCAUUCCCGGAAGCUGUCAACGUGAUAGGAACAGAGAACGUGCUAGCGGCAGCCCGCAGAGCCGGUGCGGAUAUUUUUAGUUCCACAUCAUCCGGAUCCAUAUCUAUUCGUCCCGUCGAACCGUUUGUACUCCCAUGGGCAAGCUCGCCGCGGAACUUUUGGCAAGUUCUGGACGUAGGCGACUUCAAUUCGCCUUUGAAAGAACGCGAGGGGUACUUCGCCAACUACCCCGCUUCGAAAGCGGUCGCAGAAAGAUUGGUUUGUGGUUCGAAUAACGAGAACUUCCGCACCGGUUGCAUUCGUCCUGCGAAUGGCGUCUACGGACACCCGACAGAUAAUACCGUCGGGGACCCUCUUGGCAGAACGGUCUUACCUUGUUGGGUGUCCCAUAUCGUACAGAGCUUUGUGCACGGCGCGAACGUAUCCAUCGCGCAUCUACAGCACGAGGCGGCGCUUGCUCGGCCUUGGAUAGAGAGCUCCAGACAGGCGGGCCGGCCAUUCGUAGUAACAGAUCCCAACCCACCAAUCACGUACGGUGAUCUGUAUCACGCGAUCGAGACUCUCUCAGUGCACCCAUUUCGCAUUAUCAAGGUGCCACCCGUCGUCAUGCUUCUCCUCUCGCAUGUGGUAGAGAUGUAUACUGAAUUACCUUAUAAGUAUCCGCUUUUACGCAAAGUGCUACCUGAACUUAAAGGUGAUAUUAAACACCUCAGGCCGGGGAUUUUCUCGAUAUGUACUCAUCUAAUCGCAUCGAAUGACGAGAUCAGGAAGCCGGUUUCUCAAGGUGGUUUGGGAUAUACCGGCGUACUCACUACGCUGGAGGGGAUGACGUUGGAGAUCCUAGAAUGGAAUAAAGAGCAUGUCGAUGAUGUCAAGAUGAGGAAGGCCUACACAACGUCAGUCUCCCUAGCAGAACAAAUCCAGGAGCUCUGGUUAGGGCGAGGUGGUUCUGUCUCUAGUUGGCAAUGA